UUUAACCCAAAAGAAAGAGGUGAGACCCCUGACAUGGCGUCCCUAGUCUGGAACACGGAAGUAACGUAACUUGAGCUGAGAUGAGAUCAUCCUUUGUUUGAGUCCACAUUCUUCCUAACUCGAACAUAACACAGAAGGGGUUGUCUAGUUAUGACAAAUGCAUGAUUCGUAGUUACAAUUUGCUGAAAUCAUUGCAUGUGUAUCUCACCGCCCCCACCUAGCGACAGGUGUGAUUUCGCAGCCUGUAGGCAGAUGUGACAGUCACCCCAAGUGUAAAUCAAAGCAGCUCUUUGCCAGUGGCCAGCAUCAACAGUGUAGACAUUAUUUGCAACGUUACUGGUACUCAUUGCCGUCCUUGACACAUUGAUGACGAAGACAGUGAGAAAACACCAAGAUGGAAGACUACGAGAUUCUGACACAACUCGGCAAGGGUGCCAGUGGAGCCGUGUUCCUGGCACGAAAGGCCAACACCAAGAAAAUGUUGGCACUGAAGAAGAUCCAAGUGGACACAAGCCGCAAGACACGAACCAAAGAGUCGCUUCUCAGGGAGGCCAAGAUUCUGUCAAAGCUGCAACAUUCCCACAUUGUGGCGUAUCACGAUUCCUUCUUCGACAAGGAAGAGGAAUAUCUGUACAUAGUACAAGACUACUGUGAUGGUGGUACUCUGGAUGAGAGGAUACAUGACAAGAGACAGAAAGGAGAGUUCUUCCCAGAGAGCCAGGUCAUGAGGUGGUUCAUACAGAUAGCUAUGGCAGUACAGUACAUGCACUCCAUGAAGAUCCUUCACCGAGACCUCAAGACACAAAAUGUCUUCCUCACCAAAAAGGAUUGUGUCAAGCUCGGUGACUUCGGAAUCUCGCGGAUGAUGGAACACACGUUGGACGUCGCUCAGACAUGUGUGGGAACGCCGUGCUACUUGAGCCCAGAACUUUGCCAGGAUAUCCCGUACAGCUCCAAGUCUGACGUCUGGGCCCUGGGGUGCCUUCUGUAUGAAAUGUGUGCCUUAAAACCAGCCUUCGAUGCAAACAAUCUCAUUAGCCUGUUUUACAAGAUCGUCAAAGGUACUUUUGACACAGUGCCUGACUGCUUCUCACCAGAAAUGACUGAUCUUAUCGGAACAAUUCUGUCUAAGUCACCCGAGGACAGACCCAGUGCAAGUGCUGUGUUGACUUUGCCGUAUGUCCAAGACCAACUGAAGAUAUUCCUGGAGGAAAAAGAAGAGUUGUACCGACAGAUGGGAGAAGAGAAGGAAAGAAAACUGGGAUCUCUAAAGUUUCCUGACUCCCAUCGAAAGUCCUUAAGUGCAGAAAACCUCGCACAGACCAGUCUGGAAGAGAAAGAAGACAACAAAGAGAGACCACAAAGAUGUAAAACUGCUCCACUGAGACGCAGUCAGCACGAGGAGGAAAUCUUCAGUGAGUCUAAGUCUAUACCGAACAAUGACACACUGUCCGAUGUAGAAGAUAAGGAAGGAAUAGAAGGUAAGGAAGCCUGGAAGACAAAUAUGUCAUCAGAAGAGGAGAGGGAGAUCCCCAGUGAAACGUCCUUUGUGAAGGUCGAUCAGUCGAUAUCUGACUCAGAAAGCAGCGUAGAGGACCGGGAGGGAAGAGAGGCAUGGCGAACACAGACAAACACUGUUGAGCAGACAAAGGAAACAGACGGGAGUCGGAACAUGUCAAGCCCAAUUUCCCCUAGAGAAGACUCGGCAAACUACUCCCAGGACUACUCCGACUCAGAUGAUGAUGAUGAGAUAGAGGAAGACAUCCCAGUGUCCAGCUCUGAUGAGGACAUUCCAGAGGAGAUUCCAGAAGAGAUUCCUGAAGCCAACAGGAACAGGAGCAAUAGGGAAUCACCACUGGAAGUAAAGGAUGAAGAGCAGCUUUGUGAUUGGGUGUGCACACCUGACAAUGACUUACAGCUGCAGGAUAUGGAGGAUGAGUAUGCGGAUGAUUUUGAGGAGUAUGAAUCUGACCCGGAGCUGGAGGACAUCAUCAACGAUGCACGGCAGGCGGCAGAGCUCAGGGCAACAGACGAGGACUUUGUUGAGGAGCCGAUUUCACCUGGACCCCAGGCUUCACCCAAGGGAACACAGGCAUGGAAGAACGUCAUCAAGACCAAGUGUAUCGAGGAGCUGGGAGCAGACUUGUUCCAGGAGAUGCGAGGACAACUGGAGCAGGGGGUGAAGGUGGAGGACCUGCGUCCCAAGAUCGAGCUGAUGGCUGGGUCCGAGCUCAUGGAGACCUGCUACCUCGUGGACUUGUUCACCGAGGAGCAGGCUUGUAGCUAGGAUUUGUAGAAGUGUUCAAAAUCUGUUUUAGUGUUUGGUAAAAGGUGUAAACUAUGUAACUACCAGGGAAACACUGGUCAUACUCUGGUUGUCCUGCCCAUAGUAAGGCAUCUGAUUUCUUUAGUGUAGGGUGUUCCUAAUCUCCUAGCAGAUCCUAGAGUAGCAUAAUAUAGUUUCAAAGCUGCCAGAGGAGUGAAGCCACCUAGGAUGAUGACUCCUUUUGGCCACCUAUACUCCUUUGAUACUAUCUUCUGCCACUGGUAAAUCUGCCUGGAGAUUAGGGUGUCCCCAGAAUGUCCUGGUGCCCUGCUUGCUAAAAGUCUGCCAGUGAUCAAGCAGACAAUUGUUGGCUCUGAUGGUUAGAGAAUAAUGCAGGAAUUUUUAUUUUUAUUUUUUCAAACCUGUAAAUCACAACUUUUGUUCCUUUGCAGACCCAGAUACCAUAGCUGGGUUUUUGCAAUGAUUACAUAAAGCAGCUAUCUAUUCCCUCUUCAGACCACU
This is a messenger RNA of Branchiostoma floridae (Florida lancelet), 2788 nucleotides long. Its product is annotated as serine/threonine-protein kinase Nek6-like. Gene Ontology annotation, biological process: protein phosphorylation. Lineage: Eukaryota; Metazoa; Chordata; Leptocardii; Amphioxiformes; Branchiostomatidae. Gene Ontology annotation, molecular function: ATP binding; protein kinase activity. Bases 395 to 2287 code for a protein of 630 amino acids. The transcript is spliced from 5 exons. The record is from RefSeq and is a predicted model, not a curated record.